This is a messenger RNA of Lobosporangium transversale, 1515 nucleotides long. Its product is annotated as aldehyde dehydrogenase, dimeric NADP-preferring. Gene Ontology annotation, molecular function: aldehyde dehydrogenase (NAD+) activity. NCBI's taxonomy places the organism in Eukaryota, Fungi, Mortierellomycota, Mortierellomycetes, Mortierellales, Mortierellaceae. The coding region runs from base 1 to 1515 and encodes 504 amino acids. Gene Ontology annotation, cellular component: cytoplasm. The transcript has 3 exons. Gene Ontology annotation, biological process: aldehyde metabolic process. The record is from RefSeq and is a predicted model, not a curated record.
AUGUCAUCCACUUAUACCCCCCUUGCAGAUAUUCCAAAGGUUGUCCAAAGCCUGCGUUCGACCUUUUUCAGCGGCAUCACUCGUCCGCUCGAAUUCCGUAAACAACAGCUUCGAGGUUUGUACAACCUUUUGGCGGACAAUGAUGCAGCUAUCCGUGAAGCGGUCUUUCAAGAUCUUCAUAAACCCCCUACGGAGCUCAUGAUUAGUGAGACGGGGAUGAUCAAACAAGAAUGCAUCGAUGCCAUCAAAAACCUAGAGAAAUGGGCCGCAAACCGGUCUGUGAAGACGAGUAUUGUGAACAAGUUUGAUAAUGUUCAUAUCCGUAAAGAUCCUCUGGGGAUGGUCUUGAUCAUCGGUGCUUGGAACUAUCCCCUGAACCUGUUGUUGGGCCCUGCGGUCGGGGCCAUUGCAGCAGGAAAUACUGUUAUCUUGAAACCAUCAGAGAUCUCCCUGAACACCGCAGCCCUGUUGACGAAACUGUUGCCCAAGUAUUUGGAUCAACGGGCUUAUAGGGUCGUCAAUGGUGCGGUUGAGGAGACGACGUUGCUGUUGGAGCACAAAUUUGAUCAUAUCUUUUAUACCGGAAAUGGACAGGUCGGGAAGAUCAUCAUGGGAGCUGCAGCAAAGCAGCUCACCCCCGUAACCCUAGAACUUGGUGGCAAGAGCCCAGUGUUUAUUUCUCGUGAUGUCGACAUUCCAAUCACAGCCCGUCGUCUCUGCUGGGGUAAAUUCUUCAACUGUGGUCAAACCUGUAUCGCACCCGACUAUCUGAUUGUGGAACGUGGUAUUGAAGACAAGUUGGUCGAAGCAUUCAAAGCAUCCGUUCAAGAAUUCUAUGGCUCUUCUGUCCAGAGCUCAAGCUCGUAUGGCCGUAUCGUCAACAAGAAUCAUUUCGACCGACUCAAGGCCCUGUUGGAUCAAACAAAGGGCAAGGUCGUCAUGGGCGGUCAGAUGGAUGAGAAGGACCUAUUCAUGGCACCGACUUUGGUCCUGGAUGUCGAUAGAGAUGACAAAUUGAUGGAAAAUGAGAUCUUUGGACCUAUCUUGCCCAUCCUUGUCGUCGAUCGACUGGUCGAAGGCGUCAAGUAUGUAAACCAACGUGAUCAACCUUUGGCUCUCUAUGUCUUUAGCAAGAACAAGAAGGCGAUCGAUUACAUUUUGGAUCAUACACGGUCUGGAGGAAUCGUCGUCAACGAUUCAUUGGUUCAUUUCAUUGUCUCCAACUUGCCUUUUGGUGGAACAGGGCCAUCCGGCAUUGGUAAUUAUCAUGGAAAGAGAUCAUUCGAUGUCUUUUCACAUGAACGCAGCGCUUUGAUCAAGACCAUGGGCAUGGAAAAAUUAAAUGAUUUGAGAUAUCCUGUAAGUACAACAAUAACAAUUAUGAUUAUAACAACAACAAUAACAACAAAGCAUGCAUUUACACACAUUACACACAUUACACACAUUACACAUGCAUAUGUACAUAAUCUCUCUCUCCAUCUUCUCUCUCUUUUAUUUUAUCUCCAAGAGGAAUGA